UACUUCUCUUAUCAGCCCUCAGUCAUAAAAACAAGGCUUGACUCUGAACAAACUCUCUGUCCAUAGGAAGUGUCCUGUUGUCCUCUGGUCUGCUGGUCCUCUGGUUCUGUUGUCCUCUGGUCCUCUGGUUCUGUUGUCCUCUGGUCUGCUGGUCCUCUGGUUCUUUUGUCCUCUGGUCUGCUGGUCCUCUGGUUCUGUUGACACCUGGACUUCAGCAGGAGGAGGUGGAAGAUGUCGAAGACCCAGGAGGCGAUGGAGCUCGGGCUGAAUGGAGCCUCUAAACAUCAGGUUGCAGGUGCGGGCCGACAGCGCCAAGGCGCCACCGUCAGCUUCCACAACAUCGAGUACAAGGUGGUGCAGGGAGGAAGCUGCCUGUGUCGGAAGAAGGGCACGACCAAAGACAUCCUCGUCGACCUCAAUGGGGCCAUGGCGCCCGGUCUGAACGCCAUCAUGGGCGCCACAGGAAGUGGGAAGUCAUCGUUCCUGGAUGUGUUGGCGGCCCGGAAGGACCCUGCUGGUCUGUCGGGAGAGGUCUUGAUCGACGGAGCUCACCAGCCUGCGAACUUCAAGUGUCUGUCUGGAUACGUGGUGCAGGACGACGUGGUGAUGGGGACUCUGACGGUCAGGGAGAACUUCCGCUUCUCCGCCGCGCUGAGGCUGCCGGCCUCCUGUGUGUGCGUGUCUGUGUGUGUGUGUGUGUCGCAGGUGGGCACUCAGCUGAUCCGGGGGAUCUCCGGCGGCGAGAGGAAGAGGACGAACAUCGGCAUGGAGCUGAUCAUCGACCCGCCCGUCCUCUUCCUGGACGAACCCACCACGGGCCUCGACGCCAGCACCGCCAGCUCCGUCCUGCUGCUGCUGAAGAGGAUGGCCAACAGCGGUCGCACCAUCAUCCUCUCCAUCCACCAGCCUCGGUACUCCAUCUACCGGCUGUUCGACAGCCUCACGCUGCUGGUCAACGGCAAACAGGUGUUCCACGGCCCGGCUCACAGCGCGCUGGAGUAUUUCUCAAACAUCGGGUACACCUGUGAGCCCCACAACAACCCCGCCGACUUCUUCCUGGACAUCAUCAACGGAGACUCGACCGCCGUCGCCCUCAACAGCAUCGACAGAGAAGAUCUGGAUUCAGACACUCUGACCAAGUCCAGACGAGGGAUCGAGGAGAAACUCGUCCGGGAAUACAAAGGCUCCAUCUUCUUCCAGCAGACCAAAGCCGAGCUGGACAGGAUCAUCCAGGGGAAGCAGGCGACCACCACCGCCCCCUCCAGAACCAUCACCUACAACACGGGCUUCCUCACCCAGUUCAGGUGGGUCCUCAAGAGGACCUUCCGCAACCUGAUGCUCAACCCUCAGACCUCCAUCGCUCAGAUCGGCGUGACGUUGUUCUUGGCUCUCGUCGUAGGAGCCAUUUUCUUCGACGUCAAAGACGAUCAGAGUGGAAUUCAGAACAGGUUCGGCGCGCUCUUCUUCAUCACGGUGAACCAGUGCUUCAGCUCGCUGUCGUCCGCCGAGCUCUUCAUCGCGGAGAGGAAGCUCUUCAUCCACGAGUACAUCAGCGGGUACUACCGGGUGUCCGUGUACUUCCUGUCCAAGAUCCUGUCUGACAUCAUCACGCUGAGGACCAUCCCCGCCAUGACCUUCAGCUGCGUGGCGUACUUCAUGAUCGGUCUGAAGCCGACAGCCGCCGCUUUCUUCACCUUCAUGUUCACCGUGACUCUGGUGGCCUACACCGCCACCGCCAUGGCGCUCGCCAUCUCAGCCGACCAGACGGUGGUCGCCAUCGCCAACAUCUUCAUGACCAUCGCCUGCGUCUUCAUGAUGAUCUUUGCAGGUCUGCUGGUGAAUCUUCCCUCCAUCGUCAGCUGGCUCUCCUGGUUGCAAUACCUGAGUAUUCCACGAUACGGCCUCGGCGCUCUGCAGGUCAACGAGUUCACCGGACUCGACUUCUGUGGAGGAUCCAACAGCAGCGCCGCUCCGCCUGGACUCAAGUGCACAGGGGAGGAGUUUCUGAAGGAACAGGGCGUGGAUUUCACCCCCUGGGGCUUCUGGCAGAACCACAUGGCUCUGGGCAUCAUGACCUUCUGCUUCCUCGGCAUCGCGUACCUCAAACUGCGCUUCAUCAGGAAAUUCACCUAGACCUCCACCCGCACCUCCACCUGCACCUCCCCCUGCUCCUGCACCUUCACCUCCACCAGUGUAAUAUAUAUCAGUAAUAAUUGUUCAUCUUACGACAGGUUUGCAGAUAUUAUUUGUAUUUUCUUUUUGUAAUCCUCCAGAUCUCUAAUAUGCAAAAUUCUACAAAUCCAAAAUGUAUUUGUAGAAUUUUCAAACAUUUGUUGUUUUCAUUUUUAAGUUAUUCAUUAUUUACAGCAAAAUGUGUUGACUAAUGAUUAACAGCAUUAUGAUUCUUUUGCACAAUAAAGUUCAGAAGUAGGAGAAGUAA
Messenger RNA from Gasterosteus aculeatus aculeatus (three-spined stickleback), 2440 nucleotides. NCBI's taxonomy places the organism in Eukaryota, Metazoa, Chordata, Actinopteri, Perciformes, Gasterosteidae. The record is from RefSeq and is a predicted model, not a curated record.